Messenger RNA from Oryctolagus cuniculus (rabbit), 1047 nucleotides. NCBI's taxonomy places the organism in Eukaryota, Metazoa, Chordata, Mammalia, Lagomorpha, Leporidae. The record is from RefSeq and is a predicted model, not a curated record.
GGGAGGAGGAAGGAUGCAGAGAGAACGGAGAGGUAAAAAUGUGGUUCAUCAACUCUCGGUAACCUUAGAAGAUUUAUAUAAUGGUGCAACAAGGAAACUAGCUCUACAGAAGAAUGUGAUUUGUGACAAAUGUGAAGGCCGAGGCGGUAAGAAAGGAGCAGUAGAGUGCUGUCCCAAUUGCCGAGGUACUGGAAUGCAAAUAAGGAUUCAUCAGAUAGGACCUGGAAUGGUUCAGCAGAUUCAGUCUGUAUGCAUGGAGUGCCAGGGCCAUGGGGAACGCAUCAGUCCUAAAGAUAGAUGUAAAAGCUGCAAUGGAAGGAAAAUAGUUCGAGAGAAGAAAAUUCUAGAAGUUCAUAUUGACAAAGGCAUGAAAGAUGGCCAGAAGAUAACAUUCCAUGGUGAAGGAGACCAAGAACCAGGACUGGAGCCAGGAGAUAUUAUCAUUGUGUUAGAUCAGAAGGACCAUGCUGUUUUUACCCGACGAGGAGAAGACCUUUUUAUGUGUAUGGACAUACAAUUGGUCGAAGCAUUAUGUGGUUUCCAAAAGCCAAUAUCCACUCUUGACAACCGAACCAUAGUCAUCACCUCUCAUCCAGGUCAGAUUGUCAAGCAUGGAGAUAUCAAGUGUGUGCUAAAUGAAGGCAUGCCAAUUUAUCGUAGACCUUAUGAAAAGGGUCGCCUAAUCAUUGAAUUCAAGGUAAACUUCCCUGAAAAUGGCUUUCUCUCUCCUGAUAAACUCUCUUUGCUGGAAAAACUUCUCCCUGAGAGGAAGGAAGUAGAAGAGACUGAUGAAAUGGAUCAGGUAGAACUCGUGGACUUUGAUCCAAAUCAGGAAAGACGGCGCCAUUAUAAUGGAGAAGCAUACGAGGAUGAUGAACAUCAUCCCAGAGGGGGUGUUCAGUGUCAGACCUCCUAAUGGGGCCAGUGAAGAAGGCACUGCUGGCAUUUUGUAUGCAGCAGUGGAUGGAUGAGUGAAGGACUAUAACCGUAAUAUGCUCACUACUUGCUAUUGUUUUUGUUUUAAUAUUCAACUAUAGUAGUGUUUUA